Messenger RNA from Aspergillus chevalieri, 1857 nucleotides. Its product is annotated as GMC family oxidoreductase. Gene Ontology annotation, biological process: secondary metabolite biosynthetic process. NCBI's taxonomy places the organism in Eukaryota, Fungi, Ascomycota, Eurotiomycetes, Eurotiales, Aspergillaceae. Bases 1 to 1857 code for a protein of 618 amino acids. The transcript has 5 exons. The record is from RefSeq and is a predicted model, not a curated record. Gene Ontology annotation, molecular function: flavin adenine dinucleotide binding; oxidoreductase activity, acting on CH-OH group of donors.
AUGCGAUAUCAACACAUUCUGGGGUAUCUGGCCUCCUCGGUGGUCGUUGGCGCCGUUACAGGGCCGGUUGACAACCAUCCUGACUCUGUGCUCGAGUCCCGCGACCUGGUUGACCUGAUCGGAGACACUGAAUUUGACUACGUCGUGGUUGGUGGAGGAACGGCUGGAAAUGUCAUAGCAACUCGUCUGGCGCAACAGUCUUUCUCGGUGGCUCUGGUCGAGGCUGGUGGUCUAUAUCAAUUGGAAUCUUUCCAGGCCAUCCCUGGUGCAGAUGUUCUGCCCGUUGGAUCGGAUCCCGAUUCGAAAUCGGCCGUGGACUGGGGUUUUGUUGCGGAGAAUCAGCCGGGAGCCAACGGACGAGCCAUCCAUUAUGCUCGCGGGAAGUGUCUCGGGGGAUCGUCCGCGCUGAACUUUAUGAUAUACCAAAGGCCCAGCAUAGAGUCGAUGCAACAAUGGGCGAAUACCGUCAACGACAGCAGUUACACCUUCGACAACCUCCUUCCCUAUUACAAAAAGAGCGUGAAAUUCACUCCACCAAAUGAGAAGACCCGCUUCGACAAUGCUACUGCCAACUUCGAUUCCACCGCGUUCGAUGAUCAAGGAGGCCCGCUGCAUGUGUCCUAUUCCAACUACGCGAUGCCGUUUUCGACCUGGAUGAAGCUGGGAAUGGAUGCGAUCGGGAUCGAAGAACAAGAGGAUUUCAAUCUCGGCACCGUCAUGGGCGCGCAAUACUGUUCGUCGACCAUCCGACCCAGCGAUGAGACCAGGAGCAGCUCCCAGUCCUUCCUAGAGAGCAUCAAACCUGCCAGCCGAAAGAUCUAUAGCAACACCCUGGCGAAAAAGAUUCUUUUCGACGACAACAAGAGGGCUACCGGGGUCCAAGCUCAGGGACCCUUGGGGACUUUCAAGCUCACGGCCAAGAAGGAGGUCAUUGUCUCUGCGGGUGCAUUUCAAUCGCCUCAGCUAUUGAUGGUGUCGGGGAUUGGUCCAAAAGAGACGCUUCAUGAGCAUAACAUCGAUCCGGUAGUCGAGCUGCCCGGUGUUGGCCAGAACAUGUGGGAUCAUCCGUUCUUCGCACCUAGUCAUCGAGUGAACGUCCAGACGCUCACCCAGACCGCUUCGAGCCUCCUCUCCUUGCUUAAGCAGUUCCUUGACAAGGCCAUUCCGCAUACCGGGCCGCUCACUAACCCUAUUUCGGACUAUCUGGCUUGGGAGAAGAUCCCAGACAGCCUGCGUUCCAAGUUCUCCGAUUCAACUGAGAAUGAUCUAAGACAAUUCCCGAAAGAUUGGCCCGAAGCAGAGUACAUCUCCGGUGCUGGAUACAUUGGAAACGUGUCCGACCUUCUGCGCGAUCAACCCAAGGACGGUUAUCAGUAUGCCUCCAUGCUCGGGGUGUUAGUCGCUCCGUUGUCUCGAGGAAAUGUGACGCUCCAGUCUGCGGACACGUCGGACCUGCCCAUCAUCAACCCCAACUGGUUGGACAGCAAAACUGACCAAGAGAUGGCAAUUGCCAUGUUCAAGCGUAUGCGGCAGGCUUUCGGAAGUGAUGCCAUGGCUCCUGUGGUUAUUGGCGAGGAGUACUAUCCCGGAAAGCAAGUGCAAUCGGACGAGGAGAUCCUCGAGUUUGUCAAAAACAACAUCAUGACUCUAUGGCAUGCUGCGUGUACCUGUAAGAUGGGCACGUCAGACGAUCGCAUGGCCGUUGUCGACCACGAAGCCAAGGUCUUUGGGGUCCAAGGACUGCGCGUAGUUGAUGCGAGCGCAUUUCCAUUCCUGCCUCCGGGUCAUCCACAGUCCACAGUGUACAUGCUCGCCGAGAAGAUAUCGGACCUGAUUAUCAACUCGGAAAAGAAAUGA